CUCAAACUAGUUUCACUUUUCAGGAAUUGAGACUCAGUCGGGCAUUGGCACUCAGAGGAGAAAUGGCGCAGAAAGGAGUUCAGCUGAACCGAGAGACCUUUUCUUGUUCCAUCUGUUUGGAUCUACUGAAGGAUCCGGUUGCUAUUCCCUGCGGACACAGCUACUGCAUGAGCUGUAUUAAAGGCUUCUGGGAUGAAGAAGACAAGAAGCAAAUCUACAGCUGCCCUCAGUGUAAGCAGACCUUCACCCCGAGGCCUGCCCUGCUGAAAAACACCAUGUUAGCAGCUGUAGUGGAGGAGCUGAAGAAGACUGAACCUGCUCCUGCUGAUCUCUGCUACGCUGGAGCUGGAGAUGUGGCCUGUGAUUUCUGCACCGGGAGAAAACUGAAAGCCCUAAAGUCCUGCGUGCAGUGUCUGAUUUCUCUCUGUGAGAAACACCUCCAGCCUCAUCACGAAGUGGCUCCGUUAAAGAAACACACGCUGGUGGAGCCCUCCAAGACGCUGCAGGAGAACGUCUGCUCCCGUCACGAUGAGGUGAUGAAGAUGUUCUGCCGCACCGAUCAGCGGUGCAUCUGUUAUCUCUGCUCCGUGGACGAACACAAAGGUCACGACACGGUGUCAGCUGCAGCAGAGAGGAGCGAGAGGCAGAGAGAGCUCGAGGGGAGUCGACAAAAAAUCCAGCAGAGGAUCCAGGACAGAAAGAAAGACCUGAAGCUGCUCCAGCAGGAGGUGGAGGACAUCAACGGCUCCGCUGAUAAAGCAGUGGAGCACAGCGAGGAGAUCUUCACCGAGCUGAUCCGUCUCGUGAAGCAGCAGCUCAGAUCGCAGCAGCAAACUGAAGUGAGUCGACUCAGAAAGCUUCAGGAGGAGCUGCAGCAGGAGAUCGCGGAGCUGAAGAGGAGAGACGCCGAGCUGAAGAAACUGUCACACACAGACGAUCACAACCAGUUUCUGCAAAACUUCCCCGCACUGUCCCAACUCGGUGAACCCACACACUCUUCCAGCGUCAACACUCAUCCUCUGCGCUGCUUUGAAGACGUGACAGCGGCCGUGUCAGAGGUCAGAGAUAAACUGCAGGACGUCCUCAGGGAGACAAACGUCUCUCUGAUGGGGACUGAGGUGGAUGUUUUGCUGUCAGAUUCAAAACCAGAGCCCAAGACCAGAGCUGAGUUCUUAAAAUAUUCACGUCAAAUCACUCUGGAUCCGAACACAGCACACACGCAGCUGGUUUUAUCUGAGGGGAACAGAAAGGUAACACGCACGGAUCACCAGCUGUACUCUGAUCAUCCAGACAGGUUCACUGACUGGGCGCAGGUCCUGAGCCGAGAGAGUCUGACUGGACGUUGUUACUGGGAGGUGGAGGGGGUACGAGGAAAUGUUGAUGUAGCAGUCACAUACAAGAACAUCAGCAGAGUAGGGAGGUCGGAUGAAUGUAGAUUUGGUUCCAAUGACAAAUCUUGGUUGUUAGGUUAUAACGGUUACUACUGCUACAACAGUGUCCAAACUUAUGCCUCAAGUAAUUGGCGCUCCAGAAUUGGAGUGUACCUGGAUCACAGUGCAGGUAUUCUGUCCUUCUAUGGCGUCACUGAAACCAUGAAUCUCCUCUACACAGUCCAGACCACAUUCACUCAGCCCCUAUAUGCUGGACUUUGUCUUUAUCAAUCCACUGCUGAGUUUUGUAAACUCAAAUAGUCAGAAGUCAUUUAAGAGUUAAAAGUAUUUUAACUCUUAUAGGGAUAGUUUGGAUUUUUUGAAGUGGACUACUUAAACAGAGUCAGUGUAUUAUGUGCAGUAGAUGUCAGUCAGCGGGCCCCCAGUUUGGAGAAUCAGGCUGGAGUCUGGAGUUUCCAUUACCCCUCAAAUUUAGCAAAUUGAAAUUGUGAAUAAAAAACAUGCCUAAUGAAAAGACAUCAACUUUGAAAAAACUCCCAUCGUAAAAAAGUUUUUAUGCUCGCAUGAGGUGGUAUUUCAGUCGAUU
This is a messenger RNA of Plectropomus leopardus (leopard coralgrouper), 1977 nucleotides long. The record is from RefSeq and is a predicted model, not a curated record. NCBI's taxonomy places the organism in Eukaryota, Metazoa, Chordata, Actinopteri, Perciformes, Serranidae.